Messenger RNA from Oryzias melastigma (Indian medaka), 981 nucleotides. Its product is annotated as eisosome protein 1. NCBI's taxonomy places the organism in Eukaryota, Metazoa, Chordata, Actinopteri, Beloniformes, Adrianichthyidae. The record is from RefSeq and is a predicted model, not a curated record.
UAGGGAGCGUUGAUGCACGCUGGUUUUUCGCAAAGACUUCUGAAAAAUUUUGAGAACACUCAAUUUUGGAAUUAGUAGAUUUAUACAGCAAUAGAAAAUGGUGAACGGACUAUUUAGUGAUUAGAGGGAGAAUUCAGACAACCACUGAAAUCAUUAUAUAUUGACAUCAUCACACAGUGAUAUCAUUAGUGACAUCAUCACAAAGUGACAUCAUUAGUGACAUCAUCACAAAGUGACAUCAUUAGUGACAUCAUCACAAAGUGACAUCACACAGUGACAUUAUCACAGUGGCUUCUUCACACAGUGACAUCAUCACACAGUGACAUCAUCACACAGUGACAUAAUCAAAUAAUGACAUCACAUUGUGACACCAUCACAUAGACUUAUGACAUCCCACGACAUCACGCGACAUGAUAAAACAUCAUUGUACGUCAUCACUUCACAUUUGAAUUUCUCUGUAGCUGGCGUAUUUCAGUGCAAACAGAUAUCUACCUUUGCAAGAGGUUCACAUUUCUCUGAAAAAAAUACAUUAACUUUUUGAACUUUGAAAACAAAAAGUUAAUUCAAAAUGUCGCACGUGGAAGAAUUUCAGCAGAUGGAUGUUUCCAUUGAAGAAAUGAACAACAUCACAGAGAGAAUUCUGCAGCAAAACGACACCUUGAGCAAGCAUGCUGAGGCUCUUGCCAAGGAAUUGCGAAGAAGGAAAGAUUUAGAUGCUUCAUACAAAGACAUGAAAAGAUCCUGGAAAGCUGCUCUUCAGGAAAACAAAAGACUGGUGAAGCAGGUGGAGCAUCUAAGAGUGGAAGUGGAACAGGAGAUCCACGUGGAAAAAAAUCAUGAAGAAGAGAGGCAAAGAACGUCUAAGAUCUCAGAAAGUAAUCAACAACUGAGAGCAGUAACAGACGCACUUCAGUCCAAACUUCAGCGACUGCGAGAAAUGAAAGAAGAAAUUUCUGGCUACAAGGCUGAGCAAAACAGUUU